Fundulus heteroclitus (mummichog) is the source of this 3905-nucleotide messenger RNA. It is a transcript of the gene hdac6, whose product is annotated as histone deacetylase 6. The record is from RefSeq and is a predicted model, not a curated record. Gene Ontology annotation, molecular function: histone deacetylase activity; zinc ion binding. The transcript has 28 exons. NCBI's taxonomy places the organism in Eukaryota, Metazoa, Chordata, Actinopteri, Cyprinodontiformes, Fundulidae. Bases 273 to 3518 code for a protein of 1081 amino acids. Gene Ontology annotation, biological process: chromatin organization. Gene Ontology annotation, cellular component: histone deacetylase complex.
GGUCCCCGGACCAAGAUGGCGGCUGACUCAACGCACCGUUCGGGUCAACCACAGGCAGCUCCAUCUAUGCGCCCACAGUGACGUCAUCCAUACGCGCCAAUCGAGGUGAUCGGUUGGCGCUCGAACGAACCGAACCAAGCGGAACCAGCAGAACCUGGGGGCGGUUCUGUUUGGGUCUGGCGUCCAGACGCCUUCAGGAACCGGAAGUCUGGCGGGAAUCUGGGUCUGAGUUCUAGAAGAGGCUGAAGCAGGUGGUUCUGCUCGGAUCAGUGAUGCCAUCCGGAUCGGUUCCUCCAGGAUCUGGACUGAAGUCUGUCAGGAGAUCUCCUCGCCUGUCACCACAGGCUGCCAGCGAGAAGCAGAAGGGAAGAGGAGGCGAGCUCCAGGAGUUGAAGAGGAGAGGGAAGAUGGAGAGGAGCAGGGAGGAGCAGCAGGAGGAGGAGGAGCUGAGCAGCAGGCUGAAGACGCUGGAUCUGUGCAGCAGGUGUGGGACGGGUCUGGUUUACUCGGAGAUCUUCACGCGUCAUCAGAACCUGUGGGACCUCAGCCAUGCAGAGAGUCCAGACAGAGUCACGUCCAUCAUGUCGGAGCUGCGGAGGCAGGAGCUGCUGGGUCUGUGCGUCACCGUGGAGCCCAGAGAAGCUACAGAGGAAGAGCUGCUGCUGGCUCACAGGAAAGAUUACGUGGACGCUAUGAAGGCGACUCAGACGAUGACCCAGGCUGAGCUGCAGAGUCUGUCUGACAGAUACGACUCGGUCUACCUGCAUCCUGAGUCCUUCCAGGUCAGCGCUACGGCUGUUGGGUCAGUCCUCCAGCUUGUGGACCGGGUCAUGGCAUCAGAACUCAGGAACGGCUUCGCUGUCAUCAGACCUCCAGGUCACCACGCUCAGGCCGACCAGCCCAACGGCUUCUGUAUGUUCAACAAUGUGGCGAUCGCAGCUCGAUACGCUCAGAAACGCCACGCCGUCAGCAGGGUGCUGAUCGUGGACUGGGACGUCCAUCAUGGUCAGGGCAUCCAGUACCUGUUCCAGGAGGAUCCCAGCGUCCUGUACUUCAGCGUCCACAGGUACGAGGGCGGCUCCUUCUGGCCUCACCUGCCAGAGUCUGACUGCAGCUUCGUAGGCAGCGGGCGAGCUGAAGGGAGGAACAUCAACCUGCCGUGGAACAAGACGGGGAUGAGCGACGCUGAUUACAUCACGGCCUUCCAGCAGCUGCUGCUCCCUGUCGCCUACGAGUUCCAGCCUCAGCUGGUUCUGGUCGCCGCUGGAUUCGACGCUGCAGCCGGAGAUCCGAAGGGGCAGAUGUGUGUGAGUCCUCAGUGUUUCCACAUCCUGACCCACAUGCUGAUGGGUGUGGCUGAAGGUCGGCUCGUUCUCGCUCUGGAGGGAGGUUAUGAGCUGCAGGCCACAGCAGAGGCCGUAGCAGCCUGCGUCAGAGCGCUGCUGGGCGGAGCCUGUCCUCCUCUGAGCCCGCCCACCGCUCCCUCUGACAGCGCCCUGCGGUCCAUCUCUCAGACCGUCUCGGCUCUGUACCCACACUGGGCCUCGCUGCAGGUUCUACCUGGACCCGGCGCUGAGGACCGGGUCACCAGAGCCGCAGCCGACCACAGCAGCCCCGCCCUGGCUUCCAUCAACACGUCUGCUGCCAGCACGACAGGUCUGGUCUAUGACGAGAAGAUGAUGGAGCACGUGAACCUGUGGGACAGACAUCACCCUGAACAGCCCCAGAGGAUCUUCAAGAUCUUCUCCAGACACCAGCAGCUGGGAUUGGUCGAUCGUUGCCAUCAGAUACCAGCUCGCCUGGCGACAGAGGAGGAGCUGGCCCUGUGUCACAGUUUGCAGCACAUCAAGCAGAUGAAGGCCACAGCGGAGAUGAAGCCUCGGGACCUUCACAAGCUUGGAAACGAGUUCACCUCCAUCUUCCUCAGUAACCAGAGCUUCCAGUGUGCCCAGCUGGCUGCUGGGAGCUGCUUCAGCGCUGUGGACAGCAUCCUGACCGGCCAGGUGCGUAACGCCGUGGCCAUCGUCCGUCCUCCAGGGCAUCAUGCUGAGGAAGAUGCUCCCUGCGGUUUCUGUCUCUUCAACACAGCAGCACUCACUGCUCGCUACGCCCAAAAAAACUCCCAUGAUCCUCAGCUGCGAGUCCUGAUCCUUGACUGGGACGUUCACCACGGCAACGGGACUCAGCACAUGUUUGAAGAUGCUGACAGCGUUCUCUACAUCUCCCUCCAUCGCUAUGACAAAGGGACGUUUUUCCCCUUCUCAGAGGAUGCUGCCUCUGAUAGGGUGGGCGUGGCCAAGGGCGCAGGUUAUAAUGUGAACGUGGCGUGGAGCGGCGGACGCAUGGGAGACUCCGACUAUCUGGCAGCCUUUCAUCAUGUCGUCAUGCCGAUCGCUACUGAGUUUAAUCCUGAUCUGGUUCUGGUGUCGGCCGGGUUCGAUGCGGCUCGGGGAGAUCCUUUGGGAGGCUAUAACGUGACUCCAGAGGGAUACGCCCACCUCACACACAUGCUGAUGUCACUGGCUGGGGGCCGUGUCCUCCUCAUCCUGGAGGGAGGUUAUAACUUGACGUCCAUCUCUGACUCCAUGGCGAUGUGCACCGGCGUUUUGCUAGGCGACCCCCCUCCGUCCCUGGUCAUGCCCCUGCCCCCUCCUCAUCACUACGCAGUGGCAGCGAUCGGCGAAGUCAUCCGACAGCACGCCCCCUACUGGCGGUCCUUGAGGAUCAACAUUCCAGAGUCUGUGCGUGCAGCCGUGCUCACCCCAAAGCACCGUGGGAAACGUAGUUCUCAGGGCAGGAAGUCAAAUAAAGCUCCUCUACCUGCUGCUGGAGAGGAGGUCUCUACGACGGAACACAGUCUGGAGCAGCUCAUGCAGGGAUUGGCCAGUCUAGACAUCCAUCAAACCCCCCCACAGGUCAAAGGUGACACAAAGUCUGAGUCAGGGAACAGCCAAUCAGCAGAGAGAAUGCAGCCUCAGAGCGUUACCGUGGCAGCACCACAGUCCGAUCAAGCAGGGGCGGGGCCUGAAGAAGGGGCGGGGCCUGAAAAAGGCACGGAGCCUGUGGUGGGGGCGGGGCCUUCCGAGGAGGCGGAGCCUGCAGCAGAGGGAGCCUGUGGUUGGUCGAAGCCUCAGGUGUCUCUGGAGCUGACAUGCAGCGCUGAGAUGGGCGGAGACACUCUGUACGUGGUGGACCCUCUGCCCUGGUGUCCUCACCUGGAUGCUGUUAAGCCCCUCCCACACUCAGGUAUAGAUGUCUUCCAGCCGUGCGGGGACUGCGGUUCUGACGCCGAGAAUUGGAUCUGCCUGACCUGCUACCAGGUGUGCUGCGGCCGCUACGUUAACGAGCACAUGGUGACGCACGGAGCAGUAAUGGAGCACCCGAUGGUCCUGAGCUUCGCAGAUCUGUCUGUGUGGUGCUACCUGUGUGAGUCCUACAUCCACCACCAGGUUCUGUUCGAGGCCAAAAACGCCGCUCACCUCGCCAAGUUUGGGGAGGAGGUUCCUCCGUGGAGCUGAGGAGGAAGAGGAGGCACCCCCCAUCAAACCAGUUUUUAAUUGUUCUGCAGAGCUUCAGCAUCAGAAAGUCGCUGGUUCAAUUCCCAGCAGGUUUCAUAGUGGAGGCCGGCACAGAGACAGUUGCUGAAGCAGCUGCUUGUGCCUCCGUUGUGAUUGGUCGGACCUAAAAUAAAUGUUAAUGUUCUCACUUUUAUUCUGUAAGGAACGUCCGCUGAAAAUGAAGCGUUUCCAUGACGUGCAAUACGCCUCGUUCACUCCCUUAGGAACCCGGUUGGUUCGUCAGCCGGAUCACAACUGAUCCGUCAGUCAGCGUUCCAGGCCAGGACGGUCUCAUCGAAGCUCUUCAUUUAAAUGUUUUAUUGAUAAUAAAAAUAAUUUCCUGCCCUC